UUUCCCCCCCUCGAAAAAAAAUCCUAGUUACGGGCCUGAUGAUGGCCUUUCAGCAAAUUUUGAUUCUUUUUUAAUUAAACUUUUAUUUUGUGUAUUAUCAGCAGUUGAAAAUCUGAGAGAAGUAAAUAUUUUUGGAAAAUGUAAAACUGAUUUUGAAUUAAAAUUUGACAACAUUUUUUAAACUAAAUUUAAGAAUUGUAAAAUUUAAUAUUUCUCCAUUACGAGCUAGAAAUUUCCCUUUAUUUGGACCUUUUAUGAUAUUCAUAGUUACUGACCAUUUUAUAUAUUUCCUAAAAAUAUUCUUUUAAACGUCGACAGUGGUCUCCCGGACAAUGCGUCAGUGGACUAUCGGUCAGUGGACAAAACGUUAGUGGGGAAUCUGUAAGUGACGUAUAUCGGAGGAUUAUGGGAUAUAGUGGGUAAUUUGGAGGGAUAUCGGAGGAGUUGUGAGGGAGUCUUCGACUUUUUUGUGUUGUCAUAAGGACGUGACCAUAAGGAUGCGGCCGUUAGGGCGUGAGUUAGGGCCCUCGUAUGGUUUUUCGCCUUAUUGACAAAAUAUGUUAACACGAUGUUAUCUUUUUUUUUCAAAUGAUGAUUUUAAAAAAAAAGUCAUCAUUUUUUUACAUUUCUUGUUCAAUUUUAAAUUUUUAGUAAUUUACUGUAAACAAAAAUAUUUUAGGCUCAAAAAACUUAAAUGGCAGCCUCAACAGUUGCUCCACCAAUAAUUCUUCGUUCAGUUGAGAAGCACACUUCAACGCUUAUUUUCUUUCACGGAUUGGGAGAUCAAGGAGAUGGCUGGGCAAGUGUUUUUAAAGAAGAAAUGCGAGUGCCGUAUAUAAAAUAUAUUUUCCCAAAUGCCCAAAGUCGGCCAGUAACUCUAAAUUUUGGUAUGCGGAUGCCUGCAUGGUAUGAUAUCCUUGGAUUGACUGCUAACUCUGCAGAGGACGAGCAAGGCAUUGAACUUGCAAAGGAUUAUGUUCAUGGACUGAUUAAUAAAGAAAUUGAAGACGGAAUUUCUCCUAAACGUAUUUCUAUUGGAGGAUUUUCAAUGGGCGCAGCUUUGGCUUUAUAUGCAAGUUUAUUUUGA
Messenger RNA from Meloidogyne enterolobii, 1087 nucleotides. NCBI's taxonomy places the organism in Eukaryota, Metazoa, Nematoda, Chromadorea, Rhabditida, Meloidogynidae. The record is from the annotation of a GenBank genome assembly.